Cydia pomonella (codling moth) is the source of this 4012-nucleotide messenger RNA. RefSeq lists its product as uncharacterized. Gene Ontology annotation, biological process: receptor recycling; retrograde transport, endosome to Golgi; endosome organization. The record is from RefSeq and is a predicted model, not a curated record. NCBI's taxonomy places the organism in Eukaryota, Metazoa, Arthropoda, Insecta, Lepidoptera, Tortricidae. Bases 369 to 1340 code for a protein of 323 amino acids. Gene Ontology annotation, cellular component: recycling endosome; trans-Golgi network; early endosome. The transcript is spliced from 4 exons.
AUGUUAUCAAACAUUUUGAUCGUCAUGUCUCCUGUAGAGUCUGUGACUAGAUUGUUUCAGUUCGGACCAUGUUCGGACAUGAUCGACGUGUUCGACCGUUUAUUAAUAUCUUAAAUUCAGUUACUUCUUUGUAAAUAAAACAUGACAACACUACACGUCUCACGUCACUGUCAAUUGAGUGUCAAUUUAAUUUCAUAGGACAAUCAUCUACAAAAAUAAACGAAAAUUAUAAUAAUUAAGUUAAGUAUGUAAAACAUAGUUUAAAUGCUUGUUAUGAAUUACAGUAACAAUACAUUUAUCAAACAAAAUGAAACUAGUGUUUGAAGGGUAACUUUUUAGCUGAGAGUGAUGUUCUACUGCUUGUCCUCAUGAAAUGCAACGUCCGUGAACUCGCUCACCUGAGCGACCAGCCUUGUGUUAUUGAGGGGAGAUUAAACUACAAAAAAGUCUCUAAUGGGGGUUAUCGCAAUCAAGCAGUGUUCAAGGAGAGGUGGUUUCGGCUCAUCAACAAUUACUUGUUCUACUUCAAAAUAAGUGAGAUGGGCAAGUUUGAUACAAAGAACCCGGCAGGUGUCUUUGUUAUGGAGAACUCUUCUAUUCAGAUGGAGCAUGGACCAAAUAUAUCAUUUUCAUUUUCUAUAUCUUUUAUCGACGAGCCAGAGAAGCGACACGUGUUCGCGGCGCGCGCCGAGGACAACGUCGUGCAGUGGGUCAUCAAGCUGCGCGAGUGCUCCUACGAGUACCUGCGCGAGCGUUUGCACACGCUGCAAUCCAAAAUAUACUCUAUUACUGGCAAGGAUCCUCUACUACUGGUGCCGCGCAACGAGGGCGCGUGUCUCUGGGCGCCGGCCGUACCGUUCUCCACGGCCCCCGCCUGCACCGUCAACACGAGCUCCUUCAGCUGCCACCUGCACACCGGCAGCGCGUUCACGCUCGAGCGGAGCAAGUCCGACGCGAACGCGCACAGACACUUACGCACUAACAAGGCGACUUUUUACACCGACGAAACUAGUGACGAACAAAAAAGUGAUACGAAAAUUUUCUCCCUAGAAAGAAGCAAGACGUCCGCGAUGUUUAAAAGUCAUAUCGAGUCGCUGGAGGGGUCAAUAUUCGAUAGCGGUAAAUUGAGCGCGAGCUGCGCGCCGAGCCCGCCGGCGCGGAACCGGCUGGGCGCGGCGGGCGCGCGCGCCGACGUGCGCGCGCUGGCGGCCAGCGCCAGGCUGCCGGGCGCGCCGGGCAUCCUCGGCGACGCGCCCGUGCCGCCGCGCCGCCAGCCCGACCCCAAGCUCGGACAUGACGGUAGGCGAUCGCAGGAAACGGAAGAUCUUAUUCAAUUUUAGUCUAUUUAUAAUACUAACUUACCAUGUACCCCACCUAGUUAAAUUACGGCACGCAGGCUUUUGUUGGUGACUGGUGUAGAGAUUGUAGAUAGGAUUUUUAAUGCUAAGAAAUUGUAUUUUGCCAGAUUUGUGAUAUUUGUAUUUGUAUAAAAGAAGAUUGUAUGAUAUAAAGCUUUGUAUGCAUCUAAAAUAUAAUCAUUGGUAUUUUUAUAUAAAAUUUGUAUCGUAUUUUUUUAUAACAUAUAAUAUAGUAAUAUUUAUAAGCGAGGGGCUAUAAUUUUACAUGUAUUACCGAGGAACUUGUUAUACUGCGUUUUUUUUUUAUUCAAUUAAAAUCAAUUAUUUAUUUGUAUCGAAUCUAGGGAGAUCCAUAUAGUGUUAGUACAGUACAGCAAAUCUUAAAAUUAAUUGGGGUUAGUUACAUAGAAUUUACAAAUAACUUAAAACACACACACACACACACAUAGUAAAUUAAGACAACACAAAAAGUACUAUACUAAAAUAAAUAAAAUAAAAUCUAGGCAAUCUAGAUACACCAUUUCUCAGCAUCUGUUGCUGCCACAUGCAGAUAUUCCAUUAUUAUUAUUUUAAGAUUAGAUUUUUUUUUACCCCAAAGUAGUGGUAAUUAAAUUUUACUUCCGAAAUGAGGGUUUCUAUGAUAUCUUAUACUGCGGUAUAAUAAUAUGUAAACGACAUAAAACUACAGUGCAUAAUUACUCAGAAUUAAUUUUAGAGGAAAAAAGUUACUACUACUUUUGUGGUCAUAAAAUUUUUAAUCUGAAAAAAAAAACGGAGUAUAGGAAGGAUUAGUUCAGAAAGGAAAGUAGAAAUGUUCAGAAUUCUAGUCAAUAUAACCCGAACACAUUUGUGUAUAACGUGCUGCCUGCUCUAUUAAAUCGACAUUAAUUAAUUGUAGAAAGUAUUAAAUACGAGGCAUUUAUCGACCACUUGUUAUUCAUACAAGUUGUAUGUCAAUUUUGUCGUAACCUAGGUUUAUUUUGUAUCUACCUCUGUUGUAACAAUUUAUCCUUAUUCUUCAUUAUAUCUACUAUUUAUAUGUUCACGCUCAGAGCACAGUUGCUUGUAAAAAUACACGAUAUCACAGUUUACUUUAAGUUUUAGUUUGAAUUGACUACUCAGUGCUCUUUAAGUUAUAAGAAAGCAACAGUGCUUGUCAAAUUUAGUAAUUUAUCACUAAUUGUGAAACCUUCAUUCAAAUAAUCUGAUGUUGAAAACGAUUAGUUAUAUGGUGCUACAGAAUCACCAUCAUUAUGUCCAUAAUUCCAACUAAUCGUAGACUGUUUAUGUAUACUUCGUUCGACUUUUAACCAUACAAGUCAACUUAUCGCUUAGUUUUUUUUUGCCAUGUUGCUUUUCCCUUUGUAUGUAGGUUUUUUGAUAUAACGCGGUCGAAUGAUGCCAGUGGAGGAAAAUAUAUAAUCAGGGCGCGGUUUUUAGUAACUAGUAGCCAUGGUCUAAUCAGGCAAUCAAAGCAGGGACCGGUCAUCCCCUUACCAAAGCCGUUGCUUACUAAAACCCUUUCAUUUGGCUGUUUAAGCUCUUCAUAAUACGGGUACCUAAGCUGAUACCCGUUACUAAGCGCUAACCUCUUGAAGGGGUAUGGAUUUUAAAUUAUAACGCUUAUGCCAUUAUCAACUUUCUCUUCGUAAAAAUAGAAUCAAAUAUUGCUUAUUUAUGUUUAACGUGAAAGACAAAGGGUGUCUAGCGCCGCGUUGACAGCACAGGUGUUAGGAAGGGGAUACCCUUUCGUUUUAGCGGUAUCUCUGGAAAGGAAACCGCCCCAGAGCUAAGUCAAAUGAUUGAGUAGCAAUUUAAAGGGAAAGCCCAAUCGUUGGGACUAUUCGAUAAACGAUUAGGCAAUUUAAAGGCUUUUGUCUGGGAAGGGCUGGACGGGUCCCUAGAGUUAUUAUUUUUUUAACACAUUUUUUUAUCAAUAUCUGUUGGACUAUUUUUUGAUAUUUUUUAAGCGCUAGAGUACUUCAGACAUCGCAAUAACGGCCUAAUUGACUAGGCCGAAAAGAAAAUCAUGGUAUUCAAAACUGAUACCAAAUUAGCUCAAAAAGCGUAACAGUCCGACCUAAAUAAUUUAAUUACCAUUUAUAUUUAAAAAUUGGUUACGAGUGGUAAAAGUUUGGAGGAGGAAUCCGUUGAGUACGAAAACUCGAUGUUUGAGAUUUUUACGCAGAAUUUUUCGCCUAAGCAGUUGUCCUUAUCGCACUAAUUUUUAGCGUAAGCCCCCGUUUGCGCGACGGAUAUAUUCACCUAAAAUCUCAAAUCUGAGAAGGAACUCAGCUGGCCUUUCCUCUUAACAUUACCAACGUUAUUGCUUUCAUAUUACGUUUUUACAAUAAUUCAUUAAUCAUUAUGUGACGUGCGACGAGGAAACUGUAACUUUAUUGGACAAAAUUACCUUAUCUCGAUGUUUCAAGGUUAUAAGAAUGCCUAUUAGUAUUUUGGUUGAUUAACAUACAACGAAAAAUGUCACUUGACCUACUGACUUGGUAGAAUCAGUAGAAUGUUAUAAAUGGUAUUAUUGUUAAGCCCGGCCAAAUUUCGAUUAUAUAAUUUCUGACUAAUGUAAUAAAAAUGUAUACUUUUUAAGUGUUUUUACCUUUGUAACGGAAUAAGAAUAUACAUUUAUCAGAUACUUA